CCCGCGCGUUUUUAAAAAUUGUGGCUCAUUCGACGUGCCGUACUGCGUAGAGGGAUCUCUGUUGUAGUACAGUGACAAAUAAACAACAUGCCGGAUGAGCGACCUGACAUUCUGAAUGUACCAGAUAAAGCAAAGACUAACCUUAACAUUAUAGCAAUAGUAUCAAAGGUUGCUGACGAUAAUUUGACGAUUGUGCGGAGUGUGAGCACUGGAUUAGCUAUCGUGGGCAUUGUCAUUUUAGGAAGGAGCAUCAAACUGCUCACAAAGUUCAAUGCUGCUUCAGAAAUUCCCUCAAGGUUCAUUAAGCGGAACGUUGGUCUUCGAGGGAGAGUAUGCAGCAUUACUGACAAGGGACUGGAAGUGGAGCACAUCCCAAUUUAUGUCCCUGUCCUUUCCCCCCUGCUGAUGAAAUAUCAGGCUGGGGCUCCUCUGCAGGUUCGUCUGGCCGGAGUGGAGUUGACCCCGGAGGGCUGGGACUGGCUGAGACGGCAGCUGAGACCUGCGGAGACGGUGUGGCUGAAGCUAAUUAGGAAAGAGGGCGACAGCCUGGACUGCUUUGUCUCAAGAGGCCAGGGCUUCCUCUUGGGCACUAGUCUAAAUGAGCAGGUCUUGCAACAGGGCCUGGCCAGGUCCACACCGAUCCUGGGAUUGGACCACCACUCACAGGUGUACUGGAGACUCCACAAGAGACUGCUGAAGGCAGAGCUCAAGGCUGAGAGAAAGGGCCGAGGGCUGUGGAGGGAGGACGACCUCAGGGAGAGAGUCUCUGCGGUCGUCAGAGAGAACAUUGUGGUCAAAGGCGUGAAAAGGCUUCUCUCACUUAUUUCCGGGACCAAAGAACAGUGAGCACACAUCCACACAUUAAUAAUCAUCAGUGCAAAUAUGUUGCUGAAUUAUUUGUGCAUUUUGAUUGAUCAACUCCCACUCCAUUUACCUAAAUGUAGUAAAUUGAUAUUUAUUAACACCCUUUCUGACCCCAGACAAACACACAUGGAUACAGCUGUUACAAUGUUACAACUAACAUUUGGUAAAAUUAUGUAUAUUUUGUAUUGCACAUGUAAAAUAAUGUAAAUAAAGCUUGAAUACUCAAAUUUACUGAACCUUACAACCGAAA
Messenger RNA from Alosa sapidissima (American shad), 1114 nucleotides. RefSeq names its product c18h3orf33 homolog (H. sapiens) (gene miso1). Bases 88 to 846 code for a protein of 252 amino acids. NCBI's taxonomy places the organism in Eukaryota, Metazoa, Chordata, Actinopteri, Clupeiformes, Clupeidae. The record is from RefSeq and is a predicted model, not a curated record. The transcript is spliced from 5 exons.